Messenger RNA from Pipra filicauda (Wire-tailed manakin), 2376 nucleotides. Its product is annotated as integrin alpha-L-like. NCBI's taxonomy places the organism in Eukaryota, Metazoa, Chordata, Aves, Passeriformes, Pipridae. Gene Ontology annotation, biological process: cell-matrix adhesion; cell adhesion mediated by integrin; integrin-mediated signaling pathway. The record is from RefSeq and is a predicted model, not a curated record. Gene Ontology annotation, cellular component: integrin complex; external side of plasma membrane. Gene Ontology annotation, molecular function: integrin binding.
ACAGGAAGGAAAUGCGGGGGUGGGGUAACACGGGGUGACAGUUACAGCAUGGCGGUCGUGGGGCACAGUGGCAUCAUCAGCAUUGUCUUCGGGGUGCUGUUGGCCACACUGCCCCACAUCGGAGCUUUCAGCAUCCACCCAGUCCCACAUCGGGUCCUGACCCCCGACCAGGGCCGGAGCUUCAGGCACCAGGUGUUGCUGCUGGAUGGGGCCCAAAUGCUGGUGGGGGCCCCGGCAGAGGUGGGAGAUGGGGGGCGGCUGUUCCAGUGCUCGGUGCAAAGUGGGGAGUGCCAGAAGGUGCAGCUGGAAGGGAACAGCACCGGGACCCACAUAGGAAUGGCCUUGGCCCAGGAUGGUGAUAUCACAAUUGCCUUUGGCCCCGGCUCAACCCACAUCUGCGAUCACAAUGUCUACAAGAACGGGGUCUGUGUCCUGCUGGACCCCCAACUGAGAACACGGCAGGAACUGAUGCCUGGAUACCAAGGCUGCCAGUAGGGCCCGGUGGACCUGGUGUUCCUGUUCAAUGACUUCAGCAGCAUGAGCACCUCCCAGUUCAAGGUCAUCCGGGACUUCAUGGUGGAUGUGAUGGAGAAGCUGCAGAACACCUUGAUCCAUUUCGGGGCGGUGCAGUUCUCGAACAGGGUCCAGACCGUGUUUACGCUGAAGGAAUUCGCAGCCCGGCCACAGCCCCAGGAGCUGCUGCAGGUGCUGGAACAGCGCUGGGGCCUCACCAACACCUUCGCUGCCAUCGGCUUCGUCACGAAGGAGCUGUUCUCGGAGGAGGCGGGGGCGCCUGGGGUACGGCGGAUCCUGGUGAUGAUCACUGAUGGUGAUGCCACCGACCACGACCCAAAGGCCCUGGACGCGGCCGAGGAGCGUGGGAUCCACCGCUACAUCAUCACGACUGUGGUUGGGGUGUUACCCCCUACUUCUGGGGUGCCCCCCAACCUUAUGCACCUUGUGCCCCAGUCCUGCCUCGAGGACUUUGUCACCCCUAUCCAUGCCAGUGUCACCAUCACCCUGCCCGACAGGGACCCCCCAGGGCCCAUUCUACCUCCCAGCACUGGCCACAUCUGGGUCGAGGAAACACCACAGAGGCGCUGGGAUAUCCCCUUCGAGCAGAAUUGUGGGGACAAUGAGGUGUGCGAAGCCGACUUGGGGGUCAGGGUGAUGCUGGGGGACGCAGCUGUUUUCGGGGUUCCCAGUGCCGAACUGAGGGUUCAGCUGAUUGUGGACAACAGGAGGGAAGAUGCUUAUAAGGCAGCCCUACAAGUGCAGCACCCCCCAGGGGUCUCCUAUCGGUGGGCCCGGGCCAGCCAGGCCUCUGCCCCGGUGCCCAUCACCUGCUGGGACGCUCAGGGCGCCGAGGGGCAGCUCUGGGGCCUCUCCUGCAACCUCAGCUACCCCAUCCUCCGUGCCGGCUGGCAUGUAAUGGUGGAGGUGACCUUUGACCUCCAGCAAAAUGCCACGUGGGGGAAAUCCAUGGGGCUGAUGGUGACUGUGAGCAGUGAGAACGAGCCCAACAUCACCCUCGGGGACAACACAAAAUCCUGGGGUGUCCCUGUCCACUUCGUCCUCGACCUCAUGGCCUCCUGGCAAGAAGACUCCACCCCCCACCUCAACUACCCCCCCCAGCCCCACAACAAGACACUGUGGCACCACUAUCGGGUGGAGCUUCUCCGUGCCCCCACCCUGGGCAGCCCCAAAACGCAGGCGAUGACCUUCGUCCUCCUGCCCCAGGUGCUGCCUCAUGGUGUGGUUGUGGCUGCCCCCCAAGUGCAAGUGGAUCUGGGGGGCCCUUGUGUGGCUGUGGAGCCACAGUUGGUGGACGCUGUGGGGCAGGAGCUGAACAGGAACAUCGCUGAGACUUGCUCCACCCCCCACCUGAGGCUGUUCCGCUGCCCCCCGACCCAGAUGACCCCGGGGGUCCCUGUGGGGGUCACCGUCAGCACUGCCCUUUGGCCCCUCCCCCACAGCCAGGGACCUGCCCACUCCCACUUUUGCUCCGCCCUCUGGCUCACUCUGGUCCCGCCCUUUCUGGCCACGCCCCAAUUCCUCCGAGCUCAGGGGGUCACGGAGGUCAAACUGCUGUGGGAAGUCAACCCUCUCCCCGGCUACGUAGUGGGAGGGGUGGGGGGGCUGCUCCUCCUCCUCCUCAUCGUCCUUGGCCUCGCCAAGUGCGGCUUCUUCCAGAGGAAUUACCGGGAGCGAAUGGAGCAGGAGGGGCCAGAGGAGGGGGAGGGAGAGGGAGAGGAGAGUCCCCUGAGUGGGGAACCCCCAGAGAGGGGGACUCACCCUCCUGACCUGCACUGCCCCUCCCUCACGGGGUAAAAUGGUUCUGGGCCCCUCCCCCCCCAAAGGGGUUUCCAGUCCCCC